This is a messenger RNA of Diceros bicornis minor, 3555 nucleotides long. It is a transcript of the gene GDF6, whose product is annotated as growth differentiation factor 6. Gene Ontology annotation, molecular function: cytokine activity; growth factor activity. The transcript has 2 exons. The coding region runs from base 42 to 1424 and encodes 460 amino acids. NCBI's taxonomy places the organism in Eukaryota, Metazoa, Chordata, Mammalia, Perissodactyla, Rhinocerotidae. The record is from RefSeq and is a predicted model, not a curated record. Gene Ontology annotation, cellular component: extracellular region. Gene Ontology annotation, biological process: BMP signaling pathway; SMAD protein signal transduction.
UGCGCCGCCGCCUCUCGGGGAGACGCUGCCAUUCACUCGCCAUGGAUACUCCCAGGGUCCUGCUCUCGGCGGUCUUCCUCAUCAGUUUCCUGUGGGAUUUGCCCGGUUUCCAGCAGGCUUCCAUCUCGUCUUCCUCGUCCUCCGCGGAGCUGGGCUCCACCAAGGGAAUGCGGAGCCGCAAGGAAGGGAAGAUGCCGCGGGCGCCGCGAGAGAGUGCCACUGCCCGGGCGCCCCUGGAGCACCAGGAGCUUCGGCCACGGCCGCAAGAUGAGCCCCGGCGGCGGCCGCCGAAGCAGCACCAGGCGCAGGAGCCGCCUGGCGGGGGCCCGCGCGUGGUGCCCCACGAGUACAUGCUGUCAAUCUACAGGACUUACUCCAUCGCCGAGAAGCUGGGCAUCAACGCCACCUUUUUCCAGUCUUCCAGGUCGGCUAAUACGAUCACUAGCUUUGUAGACAGGGGACUAGACGAUCUCUCGCACACUCCUCUUCGGAGACAGAAGUAUCUGUUUGAUGUGUCCACGCUCUCAGACAAAGAAGAGCUGGUGGGCGCGGAGCUGCGGCUCUUUCGCCAGGCGCCCGCAGUGCCCUGGGGGCCGCCGGCCGGGCCGCUCCACGUGCAGCUCUUCCCCUGCCUGUCGCCCCUGCAGCUGGACGCGCGGACCUUGGACCCGCAGGGGGCGCCCCGGGCCGGCUGGGAAGUCUUCGACGUGUGGCAGGGCCUGCGCCACCAGCCUUGGAAGCAGCUGUGCUUGGAGCUGCGGGCCUCGUGGGGCGAGCCGGGAGCCGGGGAGGCCGAGGCGCUUGCGCCGGGGCCCCAGCAGCCGCCGCCGCCCCCGGACCUGCGGAGUCUGGGCUUCAGCCGGAGGGUGCGGCCCCCCCAGGAGCGCGCCCUGCUCGUCGUGUUCACCAGAUCCCAGCGCAAGAACCUGUUCGCCGAGAUGCGCGAGCAGCUGGGCUCCACCGAGGUUGCGGGCGCGGGCGCCGAGGGGUCCUGGCCGCCGCCGUCGGGCACCCCGGACGCCGGGCCUUGGCUGCCCUCGCCCGGCCGCCGGCGGCGGCGCACGGCCUUCGCUAGCCGCCACGGCAAGCGGCAUGGCAAGAAGUCGAGGCUGCGCUGCAGCAAGAAGCCCCUGCACGUGAACUUCAAGGAGCUGGGCUGGGACGACUGGAUUAUCGCGCCCCUGGAGUACGAGGCCUACCACUGCGAAGGCGUGUGCGACUUCCCGCUGCGCUCGCACCUGGAGCCCACCAACCACGCCAUCAUCCAGACGCUGAUGAACUCCAUGGACCCUGGCUCCACCCCGCCCAGCUGCUGCGUGCCCACCAAAUUGACUCCCAUCAGCAUCCUGUACAUCGACGCGGGCAAUAACGUGGUCUACAAGCAGUAUGAGGACAUGGUGGUGGAGUCGUGCGGCUGCAGGUAGCGGCGCCUUUCCAGCCGCCUUGGCCCGGGACUGCGGGGGAGGCCUGACUGCAGAGAGGCGGAGGAGGAGCUGGCCUUGGAGGAGGCGGAGGGUGGGGGAACAGCCUGGACAUGCAGCCAAGUGGGAGCGGAGGGAGCUCAGCCUUCCCAGAACCUUCCACCUGCCAGCCCAGAGGGAGAUACGGAUUUUCACACCUUGCCUGGCCACCUUUGAAGAACAAGCCAAGGAGGAUUUGUUUAGUUUUUUUCUUUAUUAUUGUGGCUUUGGAUUUCCUUGUGUGUCUCGCAGGUUUUGAUAGGAGGUGGGGGAAGGGGAGACUCAUACCUGUUUCUCAACUGCUCCAUGGAUUGAAAAAAUAAUAGUUUAAGAAGGGAAACAGUGUGAGAGGAAGAAUCACCUUUGAUCACCUUUUGCUUUGAUUGUUUUCUACCUGUGUAAAGAAGGUGGGGUCUUUCUGGCCAUGUCAUAGCCCAUGCCUUGUGACCUCCCAAGCAAAAAGUGUUAAAAUAGAGGAAUUGGCACUGGGAAUAGGAGAACCAGCAGAGCCCUGCCUUUAGAAGAGCUUUGAGAGGUAGGCCCCAGUGGGCCUUGGCUGGCUCUGGUAACCAGCUCUGCCCUGGCCUCUCUCAGGAGAGGGAACUGGCAACCUGCAUCUAACUGGGGUGCUCAGGUCGCUGCCUUGACUGUUGCUCUUUCCGCUGGGAGAAAGGGAGCUGGUAUGGAUGGAAUGACAAGAAUGAGUCCAAAUGGAACCCCCUGAAGCGUAAUGAGAAACCACAAGGCCUGCCUCUGAGGAGCUGACACUGAGGUGCAUUAGCCCCAACUGGAGGGAACCCACAAAAAGCCCUCCGUGAUGUCUGUUUCUAAUUGAUUUCUUUGAACAGAAUUUGCUAAAGUGCAGACAUCCCCUUUUAAGGGGAAGGUGAUUUCCCAGUUAAAAAAUGGGUAGGGAUGGAGAGCUAUGUGAGGAAGGUAAGCGGGGCACUGGAGGGGAAGCAGAAGGGUGGAGUCAGGAAUGGAGGUGGUGGGCCCCACGGAAGGACAAGGACGGGAAACGGGGGCAGGCCAGCUACAGGGGAGAGAAGGAUGAAAGGGGACACAAGUCCUUGUCUCCGAAGUUUCUUUAAAAUCUAUGUUCCCUCCCCUCUCUCUGACAUUCCUGAAAGAUUACCAGCCAGCAAUAGCCCAGGGCUCCCCCAAAAGAAUUGUUUCAGAUUGUAAUUACCAGUUAGGCAAUGUUUUUAAAACUUGGUAAUGAGAAACUGUGAAAAGAGCAAAGUGUUACAUUGAGCUUGGGGUGGGAGGUGGGGAAGGGCAGUGAGGAAGAAGGCAGCAGUGGAAUUCAUCUUCCGGAAGGAAGCAGGAGAGAGCACAGCACAAUUUAAAUACCCACUCCCAGAUUGUCAAAAACAUGAACUUUCCCCCAGCCUGCACCAGUAUUAUUGUCAAACACUGCCCAUAAGUAGGCCCUUGAAGAGUUAGCUUCCUUCUCAUCUUUGACCAUGAAAUGGUUUAAACAAGGGAACUUACACCAACCAUUAAAAAAGGUUUUUGUUUCUGCUAAGUAGUUUUGUUCUCUCUCCAUCUUAACCUGUUGCUUGUUUGGUUCAGAGAACUAGAAACUGUCCAAAAAAAGGGUGAGAAUGAUAAUAAAUGCUAAUAUAAAAUGCUAAGUAAAAACAAAGACUUGGCCAGGAGAAAUAAUUUAAAAUGCACAUUUGCUGUGGAUGCACUGUCGUUCUGUUAAGGCUGUAUAUAUUUGUUUAUUUAAGGUGACUGAAAGUGCAAAGAGGAAACGGACAGCAUGCAAUUCAUCUUAAUGUACAAACGUUAUAUGCACUCAAAUGUUACAAUUUCUAAUAUUUUUAAAGUUUAUAUUCGAGUUGUACAAAGUUAAGCAUUAAUCAGAUAUUUCAUUCUUUCAUAAUGUUAUCAUUUUCUUAAAUAUUAUUACAAAAUUUUAAGUCUGUCUAAUGGAGAGUUUUUUUUUUUUAACUGUCUACCUCACUAUAAUACAAGUAUUUUCAACACUAAAGUUACUAGAGGUCAAUCAAUAUUCAAAACAUUUUUUACAGUAUACUUUUCCUGGAUGAUACUCAAUCUAAUACUGUAUUAUUAAACUCAUUUUUCC